AACAGUGCAACAACGUUUCUAUAAUAUUUGCACACGCAGGGCUGUUACACUAAACUGCAAUUGCAAGCGAAAAUGAAUCUGCGUGUAGUGGAAUGUCUGGUUUCUUGUGUUCACAGUCCUAAUUUAUUUAUAGAGAGAGAAAUAGACAUCCUGACAGAGGCCGGACACUGGAGGCAGUGCUUAUCCUCUUCCCCUUGCUGCUGGACAAAAAGAUGGGAGGAGGUGUGCACAUUAAAGAUGCAUGGGGACCAGUGUGUCGAGUUUAAAGUUCUCCACGCUUUUUGCAGGCCUACUAAAAUAUUCAUGGCCUACACUGCAUGUGCAGGCUGCAGCACAUCGACUUAAUCUCCUUCCACUGAGAAAGAGUGUGCAGGGGCUCACAGCAAAGCAAGCACCGGCUCUACUGAUUAAGGAUGUUCGAGUCGUCUAACACUGAGCCAAAAUGUGUGAAGAUCCGCUACGGCUUUGUGGCACGCAAUCCCAAUGAGCUGACUGUGCAAAAGGGUGAGGUGAUGGAGGUAUGGAUGCAAAGAAGAGAAAUGGUGGGAACAUGAGAAAAAAAAACAGAACAGGGAUGGAGAGUUUGGGGUAUUCACCAUGAACUGAUAAUAACCUGAAGUCAUGAUAUCGAAGUGUUGGUGUUAUUCUAGGCUCAGGGUCUAGAAUAUUCUCUGGGCUGGUGUUAUGCUGGGGUCUGGGUGUAAAAUUUUUGUGGGUUGGUGUUUUGCUGGGGUCAGGGUCAAUAUUGUUUUCUGAGUUUGUGUUAUACUGGUAUCAAGGCCCAGAACGUUCUCUGGAUUGGUGUUAUGCUGGGGUCAAUGCCCAGGAUGUUCUCUGGGUUGUUGUUAUGCUGGGGUCAAGGCCUAGAAUGUUCUCUGUGUUGUUGUUAUACUGGGGUCAAGGCCUAGAAUGUUCUCUGUGUUGUUGUUAUACUGGGGUCAGAGCCUAGAACAUUCUCUGGGUUAGUGUUCUGGGGUCAGGAUCUAGAAUGUUGAUUAUGCGGAGGUCAGGGCCUAGAACGCUCUGUGGGUUGGUGUUAUGCCGGGGUCAGGGUCAAGAUUGACUUUUGGGUUAGUGUUAUGCUGGGGUCAGGAUCUAGAAUGUUCUGUGGCUUGGUGUUAUGCUGGGUUAAGGGCCUAUAAAGUUCUCUGGGUUUGUGUUAUGCUGUGGUAAGGGUCAAGAUUGUUCUCUGGGUUUGUGUUAUGCUGGGGUCAAGGCCCAGGAUGUUUUCUGGGCUGUUAUGGUGGGAUCAAGGCCUAGAACAUUCUCUGGGUUAGUGUUCUGGGGUCAGGAUCUAGAAUGUUCUCUGGGUUUGAUUAUGCUGACGUCAAAGUCUACAAUGUUCUUUGGAUUCUCUGUCAGUUUCUAUGAGGUUAUGUUUUGGUGGAUUCAUAAUAUCAUAGAUUUAGGUUAUAGAAUGGAUGGUAGAAUGGAUAAGUCAGGAUCUGGAUUGCUAAAUGUAUUGAUAUUGUGGUGGAUAUAGGGUCUAGAAUGUUUACAAUGGGUUGAUGUUACAGUGAAGUUAGGGUCUAGAACAUUUUACUAGUAAACAAUAUGGUGGAUUUUGAACCUAGAAUGUUCUAGUUGUUGGUAUUAAUGUGAAGUAAUGAUUGUGGAUGUUUUCACAUGGAUAGCCUAAUGAUUGCAUUUGCCAAAAACUUUACCCAAGUCCUAUUAACUAUAUAGUGGACAACUCCACAUGUCUAUACAACUUUACUGAAAUUAAAAAUAACCAUUCACCCAGCAUUCACCCAGAAGAAGAUCUAAAUCUCCUGAUAUUUGUAAAGCUGCUUUUUCACAAUAUCCAUUGUUAAUAGUGCUAUAUAUGUAAAAUUGAACUGAAAUGAACUGAAGUCAGUAUCUGGAAUAUUCUAGUUUGAUUUUUAAUCUAAACUGUCUUAUGGCUUGAUCUAAUAGUGGACUGGAAUAGUGGAAGGUUCAGUUAUGGUGGCAUCUGAAUUGCCCUUUACAUUGGUAUUUUUCUAGGGUUAGGAUCACAAAAGCUAAGAAUAUCGGACCCUUUGAGAUAAGAGAUAAAUAAGAGAUGUAGAUAAUGUUACAAUUGCAUUUUUUACUAUUUACCUAAGAGCUGACAUUUCCACAAUUCUAUUUCAGAUUUGAUUUAUUCUCUGCACUUAUUAAAUGAUCCAAAUGUUUGAAAUCUGUUAUCCAAAUGUGAUUUUGAAUAGAGAAAAUGAUCCUUAUUUUAUAUUUGAUAUUAAAGAUGUUAUAUUUAAGAGAAUGUUUUAAAUGUUUAAUUUGGACCAAAAAUAGAUCAUCAGGGUUAGAAUGCAAAUAUUAAUGCACACUGCUUCUCUAAUGUCAUAUGAGAAUAAAAGAGCAGUAUAAAUCUGAAAGGUGCUACAGCACGUGUGUGUGUGUGAGUAAGUGUGCACGCACUCCAGGUACUGGAAAGUGAAAAGCAGUGGUGGCUGGUGAGGAACCGCAACCUGCACACAGGGUAUGUGCCCUGCAAUGUGCUGGAAGAGUUCAAACCGGGAGAGACGCAGUACAGCCGUGCUGAGUUCUUCAACAGCCAGGCUGUGAAUCCUUACAAAGGUACUUCUCCACCUGCCUUGAUAAAUCAUGCUGAGAAUGUGGAGAUGAAUAAAUCCUCGCGGGACAAAGACAACCGAACUCAGCAGAAGGAGAUGAACGAUGAGCUCUUGAAGAGGAUUACUGACAGCAAAGCCCAACCUCCUGCUCGCAACUUCCGGGUGGAACACCCCAUCAGAACAUUGCCCAUUACUUAUGAUUCCCAGCCGUUCGAGAUCCAAUGCUGGCUCAAUGCCAAGGGCUUUUCCAGGCCGGUUGUGGACUGUCUGGGCAUACUGUCUGGAGCUCAGCUCUUCUCUCUGAGUAAGGAUGAACUGAAGGCAGUGUGUGGUGACGAGGGCUCUCGGGUCUACAGCCAGCUCAGUGUGCAAAAAGCACAGAUAGAGAGGAGCUAUGGAAACUCGGAGCUAGAGGAAAUCAUGAAGCGAAGGCAGCAGGAGGUGGAUGCUUCUACAUGGGACUGAUUGCGCUCAAACUGCCUGUCAGUCACAGCACAUUUCCAUCUGCUUCCUUUAGUAACCUAACAUACUCCACAGAUUUAGCAGAGUUGAAAUGGAGAACCCAGAUGCUGUCAAUUGCGUGUCUAAACUAAUAGAAUCCCUACUGAACUGGGCAACCGAAUUUCAAUGUUUAUGCUAGUAAUUUACUAUUUAAUCCUAUUUAUUUGACUGUCUAUUUAUUGAAGUAUAUUUUCUAAGAUAUAUAUAUAAAUAUAUAUAUAUAUAUAUCUGUAAAAAUCCAAGGAGAUCAUACAUACUGUGAUAUACUGUAUAUUAUAUGGCUGCAUAGGUGGUACAUGUGUGAC
Messenger RNA from Tachysurus fulvidraco (yellow catfish), 3361 nucleotides. It is a transcript of the gene eps8b, whose product is annotated as epidermal growth factor receptor pathway substrate 8b. Gene Ontology annotation, cellular component: vesicle; plasma membrane; ruffle membrane. Gene Ontology annotation, molecular function: actin binding. Gene Ontology annotation, biological process: positive regulation of ruffle assembly; regulation of Rho protein signal transduction; Rho protein signal transduction. Lineage: Eukaryota; Metazoa; Chordata; Actinopteri; Siluriformes; Bagridae. The transcript is spliced from 6 exons. The record is from RefSeq and is a predicted model, not a curated record. Bases 2604 to 3020 code for a protein of 138 amino acids.